AUGACUGUGUCUAGAAUAUCUCCACUCCCUCAUUACUCGGGAUCACAGAAUCCCAUUCAAAUUGACGACUCGUCUCAAUACUCUGAAUCUCCCACGCCUGGUCUUUCGCCAGAAACUGGUCUUUUGGCUGCACGCAGCACUAAAGACUUCAAAUUCCCUCCUGCAUUUGGCCUCCGAAGCAUGAAUCCCGAUUCAAACAAAGUCCGAGUCUUGAAGGCUCCACGCUUGCGACGCCGCCCUAAGGCCACUAAGGCCAACAAAAUUGCUGACUUUAGGCUUACAGGGCCCUUGAGCCAGGUAACCCAGCACCUGACCCAUGUCCCACUCAAAGACAUGGAAGCCUGGAUUAAUCGACCAGCCGAAGAACGUCGGAGAGAAGCUGCUAAGAGGGGUAAGGUCACGCGACCUAUGAACUCGUUCAUGCUAUACCGCUCUGCUUAUUCUGAACGUACAAAGAAAUUGUGUUCGCAGAGCAACCAUCAGAUCGUGUCGUGUAUAUCGGGGCAAAGCUGGGCACUGGAGCCUCCCGAGAUCAAAGAACAGUACGAGUUACUUGCUUUGGUUGAACGAGACAAGCAUCACAAGGCACAUCCAGAUUACAAGUUUACUCCGAACAAGGCACAGAUGCGGCCUCGCAAAAAGCGACGAGCCAAGGAUGAAGGCAGUGAGGCCGAUGAAACUGGUUAUCAGCUUGGUCCCCACAGGUCUCCGAACCCUCACAAGCACAUGAAGACCGGAGUCUUCAAGAACGAAUAUGGCAGUCGUGAAUCGACACCAUACGACCAGGACCCUCUAUUUCCUGACUCUGUUCAUAAUCGAUGGCCAAUGACUCUUGGCCAACGUUUGCCGACACGUCUCAUGGCACCUCACGAGCAACAACAACAACAACAACAUCAUCAUCAUCAUCAUCAUCAUGGUGGAUACUACAUGAAUGCACAUGGACCAUACCCAGGAAUGAUUCGAUCGUCUGAUGAUGCGCACACUGCUGCGAGACCAACCGGUUAUGUCAUCAACAAUGGAUACAGCGCGUCAACUAGUUUGGCCAGUAUUCCGGGUAACAUCAACCAAGAGCUGCUGCGUUCAUACAGCAGCGCCAGCAGUGCUUCUACCACUGUAAAUGCAAAUGGUGGCAACAAUAACCAUUCUAAUGGUGCUACUAUGCCUCGCAUGGACGAUAGUCAGCUGGAUCCACAACUGUUGGCUUCUCAACAAGCUGGACUUGACUUGCGUUCUUACAACCAAGUCAACAUGUCUACAAUGUGGCCUCAGCAUGAUCAAGAUCUCAGCUCAUACAUGCCAAUGAGUGGCCCCAUUGGAAACAAUGGUGUUUCCUACGAUUCAUUGAAUGCCAACUAUACCAUGCAACCUCUUGAGGAGGGACAGCAGGUAUGGGCCCAGUGCGGCGAAGAUGAGGGAAUCGGUGGCUCUGAGGUCAUUGGCAAAGAUUUUGAUCAGUGGAUUCAUAAUCAGAAUCACCACCAACCGGUUUAUGGUGGGCCACAGUGAUCAAAGAAGAUCCUCUCGAGUUGACGAAUGCCACGACAGCUCCUACUGGCGGUAAUCUCAGUCAGGUUUGAGUAAAGACAGGAAAAGAUGCCCCGAUACCCCCUUCUAGGCUUGUUAGAUGAGAGCAUGGAAUCCGUCUUCAACGCCUCUAAUAUUUUCUUUAUGUUUGAUGCGAUGUACUCAAUGUGAAUCUUUUCCGCUCUUCGUUCCUUGGUUCAAUCCGGUUGGUU
Talaromyces stipitatus ATCC 10500 is the source of this 1736-nucleotide messenger RNA. RefSeq names its product HMG box protein, putative. The record is from RefSeq and is a predicted model, not a curated record. Lineage: Eukaryota; Fungi; Ascomycota; Eurotiomycetes; Eurotiales; Trichocomaceae. Gene Ontology annotation, cellular component: nucleus. The transcript has 3 exons. Gene Ontology annotation, molecular function: RNA polymerase II cis-regulatory region sequence-specific DNA binding; DNA-binding transcription factor activity, RNA polymerase II-specific. Gene Ontology annotation, biological process: regulation of transcription by RNA polymerase II. The coding region runs from base 1 to 1506 and encodes 501 amino acids.